Sordaria macrospora k-hell is the source of this 3000-nucleotide messenger RNA. RefSeq lists its product as uncharacterized. Lineage: Eukaryota; Fungi; Ascomycota; Sordariomycetes; Sordariales; Sordariaceae. The record is from RefSeq and is a predicted model, not a curated record. Gene Ontology annotation, biological process: establishment of cell polarity; regulation of protein secretion; regulation of exocytosis. Gene Ontology annotation, molecular function: GTPase activator activity; syntaxin binding; myosin II binding. Gene Ontology annotation, cellular component: cytoplasm; plasma membrane.
AUGGCCUCCUUCAUCCGCGCAAAGCAGGCGGGCGUCCAAACGGACUUAUCGGCCAACAUCCAACCCACCCAUUUCAUGCCCGACGAACAAGCCCGGUACGGCAUCAACUCCCAAAUCAGCUGUCUGGCCUACGACCCCGUCCAGUCACUGCUAGCAGUCGGCACCAACGAGUCCAAGUUCGGCCCCGGCAAGAUCUACGUCUUCGGUCAACGCCGCGUCCACAAGUUCUUCUGCCCUCCUCGAUCAUCCUCCAUCCGCGAGCUACGCUUUGUCGCCAACCGCCUCAUCAGCCUCGACAGCAAGAACGAACUGGCGAUAUGGAACCUCGACACGGGCAACCAGGUAGCCAAAUACGUAUACUCGGGCGUCGUCUGCUUGGUGACAGAUCCCAUGCUGGAUUGGGCCUUUGUCGGAUUACAGAGCGGUGAUAUCGCCGCCUACGACCUCGACCGCGAACGGCCCUCGACUUUCCGCAUUCCCAACUUUUGGCGCGAAAGAGAUCCCAACCCCACCGCUGGACGACUGGUGUCUAUGCAGCUACAUCCGAGAGACAUCGGCAAGAUCUUGAUUGCGUAUACCAAUGGAGCCGUCAUCUACUCGUUCAAGCAGAAUAUUGUCCAGAAAUACUUGGAGUAUGAGCUUCCCGCUGGAGCUCCAGGUGGUGAUGGCCAUGGAAUGCACGCGGCGAGGAAACCAAAGGUUGUCCAUGCGGCUUGGCAUCCUACGGGCACUUUCGUCUUGACUGCUCAUGAAGAUGGGAGCAUUGCCAUCUGGGAUACCAAGGAGGGUAGGCUGGUUACUGCCAGAUCUCUGUACCAUACCAAGGUCAACGAACCUACUGCCAACCCACCCAGACCGAUGCGUCUUGCUCCGUUUCUCCGCAUCUCCUGGUGCUGCCAGACUGAUCCCGACAACACCGGUCUGUUAAUUGCUGGUGGGCAUAACAUCGACGAUCCCACCGCAAGUAAUCUCACCUUCCUCGAACUGGGUCCUACCCCCAUCUACGCUACUUCCUCUUGGGAAGUUCUCGCUGCUCACUUUGACGGCAAGCGCUCCGUUCCCAUCACCACACCUCCGGGUGCCUCAGUGGUCAACUACGUCCUUAUCCCGCGGUCGUCGCCAUACUUCAACGGUGCCCAAGAUCCCAUUGCCAUUCUGGUCCAGCUUUCGUCGGGUGAGCUGAUCACCUUGACCUUCCCCUCCGGUUUUCCGAUUUCCCCAACCAACAUGCUCCACCCCAGCUUAUCAUUCGUCCACCCCUUUGUGCAAAAAGUUGCUGUCAGCACCGUACCGAGGGCACGAUGGCUGGGUAUGGCAGAGAAGAGGUCGCUCGGGGAGCAGAUCCUCCGCGGAGGAGUCGAAUAUUCGCACCGAACGCGCAAAGAGCAGCGGAACAUCGUCCAAGUCUUACACGCGGAUAACAUUGUCCGCAUGUGGGAUAUCGGCAGAGGGGACGAGAUUGAGAACGCCACGCAAUGUCAAGUAGACGUCGCCAGGUCUCUUAGCCGCUUCGAAGGCGGCGUGGAGACCACGGCUAUGCACAUGGCGCAGGAGACGGGAGAGUUUGCGGCGGGAACAAAGACUGGUGAGGUGAUUGUUUGGCGGUGGGGAAUCAACAAGAACUUUGGCAGAGAGGACCCAAGAGUUGGGGAGUGUGAGAGGGGUGGACUGAUGGAUAUUUCUUCGCGAGCGGAACCGUCACUCAAGGAAGGACUGCAGCCGUUUGUGAUGCAUAACAUGGCUCAGGGGAGGGUGAGCGUGGUGGCGGUGUCGGAUGUGGGCUUUGUGGCUGCUGGCUCGGAAGGCGGGUAUUUGUCGAUUAUUGACCUGAGAGGGCCAAAGGUGAUUCAUUACGGGAGUGUCACAGAAUGGUCCAAAGCAGAGAAGAGGGGUUUGUUCAAGCAUUCGUCCGGCUCCAGUCAUGGCGGGAAGCCGGAGUGGCCUACAGUUAUCGAGUUUGGAGUCAUGACGCUUGAUGGGGAGAAUUACUCGAGUAUCUGCUGUUUCGUGGGCACGAAUCUGGGAAGGGUUGCGACUUUCAAGCUGUUACCUUCUGGCCAGGGGUACACGGUGCAGCUGGCGGGUGUUGCGAAUAUGGACGAUAAGGUGGUGGCUAUUUGUCCUAUUGAUGUCCAGACGGGUAGAGAGGCGGGCGCUACGGGACCGGUUGUCGCUGGUUUGAGAGAGGGGAGAAUGGUUGAUGGUGUUUUGGUUGCUGUCACCCAAACAGAAUCCAAAAUUUUCCGCCCCCCUAACGCCCGCGGUGCCUCCAAGUCUUUUGACUCCGGCAUCCUCUGCGACGCCGCCUGUGUCACCCCCGCCGACACCUCCAUCUCCACGUACGGCUACGCCCUCGUCGCCGUCUUCAACGACCGUUCUCUCCGGUCAUACACCCUCCCCGGUCUCCGCGAGAUCGCCAAGCGUCCGUUGCCCAUGCUCGACCCUUUACGUACCGUAUCAACCGUCAUUUCCAAAACAGGUGACGUCCUCGGUUUUACCGGUCCUUCGGAAAUCACCGUUUUGCCAGUCUGGGGCGGCACCGGCCGUUCCCUAGAAAAUACCCUCGACACAAUGAUCAAUGUCAACCGCGAGUUACCCGCCAGACCAACAAUCUCCAACGUCCAAUGGCUUUCAGGGACACAAUACAUCUCCCCCACGGACCUUGACUUACUUAUCGGCGGGCCCGAGCGUCCUGCUUCCAAGCGCAUGCUAGCAGCAACAGAUGCAGAACGCAGCGGUGCGGGGAUCUACAAUCCCGCUGCCGCCGGUGCAGCGGGAUCAAGUACUGCCAGACUUCAAGGACAGGUCAGAGAGACGGAGGGAUGGGGAGAUUAUUUGACUAGACAACUGAAUGAGCGCACGGAAAAGCUGAAUAUCAUGGGUGACAGCAUGGAUAAUCUGGCGAAUACCACGGGGAAGUGGGCGGAGGAUGUGGAUGGGUUUGUUAAGAAGCAGAAGAGGGAUUUUUUGUUGGGGGGGAUUAAGAAGAGUUUCUUUUGA